ACCACCCCAAUCGCCACCCUCUGCGGGACCCGCCCAAACUCGGUGGGAGAGAAACGCGAGUGAGUUUUUGCAGGGCGGGUACACACCCGGCCUUGGCUUGGUCAAAGUCUCUUCCUGGCUCCUCUUGGUAUGAAGCCCCAGGGGGAGCGCACGGACAGCUGUCCCCGGUGCCACUCAAGGCCACGAGGGCUAUGGGUGAUGCAGCCACGGGGCCCCGCUUCUGACGUGCUCAGCUUCUGGCAGCUAUCCCACUGGAGAGUCCUGCUCCUGAUUGGCCUGGUCUUUGCAUGCACAGUUCAGGGAAGAAACAAUGGCCCACUGGACCUUGACCUGGAAUUAGAGCCCCAGCACCGACAGCAACCAACCCAUGGGACAUGGACACACUGGGGCAGCUGGAGUGCUUGUUCCAGUACCUGCGGGGACGGCGUCUCCUUCCGGAUCCGGAGGUGUAUCAGGCUUCCUGGAGAAGAGCCCUGCCAAGCGGAGGCCAGGCAGUAUCGCAUCUGUGAGCAGAAAGCCUGCCCAGCUGGCACUGUCCCCUUCAGGGCUAUGCAGUGCGCUCUCUACAACAGCAGGCCCAUCCUAGGGGGGCAGGCCCAGUACCAGUGGGUCCCCUUCCAUGGAGCUGCCAACCUCUGUGACCUUAACUGCCUGGCAAUGGGGCACAAUUUUUACUACAGCUUUGGCCGAGUCUUGGACGGAACCCCCUGCAGCCCAGCAUCGCCGGAACUCUGCAUCAGCGGCCGCUGCUUGAGAGCCGGCUGUGAUGGAGUCCUGGGCUCCGAGGCACGGGCCGAUGCCUGUGGCGUCUGUGGGGGCAGGAACGAGUCCUGCGUCUUCGUCCAGGAAGCCUUCCGGGUGGCGGUUCCCACCUCUGGUUUCUUUGGGUACAGGAACGUGACCCAGAUCUCAGCCGGAGCCAGACAGAUCAGGGUGAUUGACAACAGCCGCAACUAUCUCGCCCUGAUGAAAGCAAACCAGCAUUAUGUCCUCAACGGGGAGUGGGCCGUGGAUCAGCCAGGUGCAUUUGAGGCAGCAGGCACCCAGUGGCAUUACACUCGCACGGCUAACGGGCAUGAGACCCUUGAGGCAGCCGGACCCACAAGCGACGAUCUAUUUGUCAUGGUCCUUUGUCAGGAGGAGGACCUCAGCAUAGACUACCAGUACUGGGGGCCAAGGAAGCAGACCCUCCACCGUGCGCAGGGGGAGGCCCAUGCUCUGCGCCAGCCCCAGGCCAGGGAGGUAGAGGCCCAGCACCCAGAAGAGCCUGCAGACUUUCCUGAAGCUACAGCAGCGACGCGCCAUUUCGCCAAGGCCGAGGAGGUGGCCAAGGAGGCACCGCAGGUCACCCCAGCACCCUUGAGGACUCCUACAGCACCAGGACCCUGUGGGAAGUGCGACCCGCCGAGAGGAAAGUCGCAACGCCUUCACCACUACUGCAACAGCGACUUCGUCUUCCGAGCACGGAUCCUCUCGAAGCGCUACGUCGGCUCCGAGACACGCUACGACGUGCAGGUGCAGCAGACGUACCGCAACCGCUACCCGCUGCGCUCGCGCGAGUACCUCUGGGUGCCCAACACCUGCGACUGCCCCCACCUGCUGGAGCGGCGCGAGUACCUGCUUAUGACGCGGAAUCACGUCAACUUCGAGCAGACCCUCAACCGGCUGCUGCUGCAGCGCGGCGGCUACGCCCGGCCCUGGUCGCCCCGCGAAGACCUGCUGCUACGCGACGCCGCCCUGCGUUGCCAGCCCGGCCCUCCCGCCUGAGAGCCUCCGCUCGCGGAAGGGAGCCGUGAAACCCCGCCACGGACGCCCAGUCCGCCCCGCCCGGCAGGAGAGCGCAGACGCCGGACUCGGCCGCCGGCUUGCUGGGCUUCUGAACCGCCCGGGGACGAAUCCGACCGACCGUGCCGGCAAAUCCCGCCGCCGCCGAGCCGCAUCCAAGCUGGCCGAGUCCGAGCAAAAGGGGUCUGCUGGAUCAGCCCCGUGAUUGUCUCCCGGAAGAGCAGCCAAGCCCCAGGCGCCCAGUGGCCUCCGCAGUUUGGCUCCUUUGGCCGAUGCUGCUACUGGGUGGACCGAUGCUGCGUCCCGCUGCCCCGUGGGUAAUCUUGCGCUGAUCCCCUAGGUCUGAAGGAGAGGCCUGGCCCCGGACACCGACGGAAAGGAAGCGCUCCCACCCCGGCUAGCGAUGGUAGUUUUUUUAUUAUGAUUAAAUAAUAACAUUGAAAGAAA
Messenger RNA from Pantherophis guttatus, 2232 nucleotides. RefSeq names its product ADAMTS like 5 (gene ADAMTSL5). Gene Ontology annotation, biological process: extracellular matrix organization; proteolysis. Gene Ontology annotation, molecular function: protein binding; metalloendopeptidase activity. Lineage: Eukaryota; Metazoa; Chordata; Lepidosauria; Squamata; Colubridae. The record is from RefSeq and is a predicted model, not a curated record. Gene Ontology annotation, cellular component: extracellular matrix.